Molecule: messenger RNA, 2932 nt
Organism: Cuscuta europaea
Lineage: Eukaryota; Viridiplantae; Streptophyta; Magnoliopsida; Solanales; Convolvulaceae
Source: the annotation of a GenBank genome assembly
GGGAGUCCCAUUGUUAGUUGAAAAUUCAUCCAGUAAUUUCCUCUUCAUUGGGUCAUCUAUGUUGAUGCCAACAUUCCUUUGUGUAGAUGAUAAAGCCAGUGGGGUAUCGCCAUCUUUAGUACAUUGAAGCUGAAAAAAUUAUCAAGAACUGCUGGAACUUUUACUGGAUUCUUCUUGGAAUUGAAAUACUCCAAAACAGAAGCUUUUAUCUGGAAACUAAUUGCAUGUUUUGGUCUCUCAUGUUAAUUUAGCAUUAUUCUCUUCAUUAGCUUUGGGGAGUACUUAUUAUCUUCCCAUAUUAGAGCAUGUAAUCCUUUUUCCUUAUCAAUAAAAAAGGUUUCUAUUUAAAAAAAUGGCUCAAUAUUGACAAAUAACCCUUGAUUGACUUUGUUUUAAAAUAUGAGAAUUUAAUUGACAUUUCGUUAUAGACUUAUACCACGAGUAUUAAAUUGACAGUUUUUCCUGUAUUUUUUUUAUUUUUUGUGCAUCCUAUGGGCAAUGGUGGACACAUCCAGGUCCAGCCCAUAGCAUCUGACGUGCAAUGACACAGGGUCCAAAAUUAGUGAAAGCCCAGAAAAAGUAGUAUUAUAAAUUUGUCCAAAAAGCCUCAGUCCAUUAUUAAUUUAAUUUGAAUUUAUUAAGUAAUUCAAGACCCAACAACUUAACCCAUUCAACCACCAUUCCGCUGAAGAGAGCAGUCGGCAGAGGCCUCUUGAGGCUUCGAUCCUCGAUGAACGAACCAGCUAAGAGCUAAGCAAAGACCGGCCCAGAGAACGAACGAACCAGCAAAGACCGGCCCGACUCGCAACUCACAACUACGGAUGUGGAAAGCUUUGGGCGUCGCCAGAAGGAUGAAGCUCAAUCAGUCCAACGAAGCACGGCAAGCAGCACAUAACUCAGUUCUUUGAUAGCGAAUACCUUCCUAAGUCCUAAACAGAGAUGGGAGAUGACUAGAUGAGUAACAACUUAUUGUCUUUAUUCUUACAGUAGAAACUCAGAUGUCUGAUGAUGUGGAGAAUCCCAAAGGUGAAAACACUAAGUCACUUCAUACUCCUCCACAUGAUGUCCAGUCAACCUGGUAUGACAGCUUACUUCUACAAGCAUCUAUUUAUGGCAUAGCAGUAGGCUAUUGUAUAUCAGCAUCUCUGUUGUCCAUCAUAAACAAAUGGGCCAUAAUGAAAUUCCCUUACCCGGGUGCUCUAACUGCCCUUCAGUACUUCACAAGUGCUUUUGGAGUCCUUGUUUGUGGGUGGCUAAACUUAAUCCAACGCGACAGUCUUGACCUCCUCACAUUAUGGAGAUUCUUACCCGCGGCAAUAAUUUUUUACCUAUCGCUUUUCACAAACAGCGAACUUCUCCUGCAUGCCAAUGUGGACACUUUUAUUGUCUUUAGAUCGGCAGUGCCAAUAUUUGUGGCAAUUGGGGAGACUUUAUACCUCCACCAGCCUUGGCCGACGAUACGAACGUUUUUGUCCCUAGGCACCAUCUUUGUUGGUAGUGUGGUUUAUGUCAUCACAGAUUACCAGAUCAACCUAAUCGCAUACGGUUGGGCAUUGGCUUACUUGCUGAGCAUGUCGGUUGACUUUGUCUACAUCAAGCACGUUGUCAUGACUAUUGGGUUGAACACAUGGGGCCUAGUGUUGUACAACAACCUUGAGGCUCUUCUUCUUUUCCCCAUUGAGCUCCUCAUAAUGGGAGAACUGAAGAAGAUCCGGCAUGAGAUUACGGAUGAAUCGGAUUGGUACGGAUUUCAAGUGUUGUUGCCCGUGGGUCUCUCGUGCCUGUUUGGUUUGUCAAUUUCUUUCUUCGGGUUUUCUUGUCGUAAGGCGAUAUCCGCCACUGGGUUCACUGUACUUGGCAUAGUUAACAAGCUGUUGACGGUCGUAAUAAAUCUUUUAAUAUGGGACAAACAUUCUUCUUUUGUUGGUACCGUGGGGCUGUUAAUAUGCAUGGGUGGUGGCAUCAUGUACCAACGGUCAACAACAAGCAGUAAACAGAAGGGUGCGGGAGACACAGGCCCACAGCUGGUGGAGGAGGAACAAGAAAAGCUGCUUGAAAUGCAGGGCAGCUCGGAUCCCAUCAAUAAUGUAAAAGAAGUUGCAGAAUCUGAAGGGGGGCAGUGAUGUAAAACUUGAAUAGAACUUACCUGGGAUUCUUUUAGGGUCUGUGUGGGUGGGAAGGGUUUGGAAGAGAAGCUUUGUCAUAGUCGGGUCUAUAUCUUAAUAAAGCAGAUGUUCAUAAAAACAAAUAAAAGGUGACUGGAAUGUUAUAUGAUCACAUACUUCUACAAGCAAGUCCUUCAAAGUGUUUCUCUCUAGAUCCCUCCAGCCAGACUGUUAUAUGGCAGACAUUUUUUCACAGCACUAAUCGCUCUAUCGCUCUGGAAGCUAGCCGAGUCUUUUUUUAUGGGGAGGGGGUGUUAGGAAUUGGGGCCUAGUUCAUGGCUAGACUACUUUACAUAUGAAGUGUUGUUUGCAAAUGAAAUCAGAAGCAAAUGCCUGUUGACUAUGAUUGGAUAGUUUUGGACUUUUGAGCUUGAUAGUUGAGAACAGGUUACAGGUUCAGACUUUGUAAACUGAGUAGUUUUUAAGCUGUUUAUAUGUUCAACUGUGGACUCGCUGAGUAGUGUGAACUCAUCCCCGCACAAAUAUCUUAUGUUUCUAUUAAAGUUGCUAAGGUUUUCGCUCAGUUAACAAUGGAUUGUUUUCCUCCUCAGUUAACAGUGGAUAGUUUUGGACUUUUUACUCCGUAAUAUGUAAACAGUAAUGUCCUUUUAUCUUAAAAGGCUAGAAUUCUCGCGCAUGGGUUAUGUUACAUAGGAUGUUGUUAUCUAUAUUAGACUACGUUAAUGAUGUAAAAAAGUGUUGUUAAAGAUUGAGAUUCAUAGAACUUGUGUGACUGCACAAAUAGUGAGAAACAAAUAGUUAUGCAC